CUCUCUUUUUCUUGACCACUUUCACUCUCAUUCUCAUGCCAUUGCUGUGUACACAGAUGGCUCUUAAGUCUUCUGACGGCGUAGGAUUCGCAGCAGUGUUUCCGGACAGCGUCGUACAAGGGCAUUUACUAUCUUCGGCUAGUAUUUUAACUGCUGAAUUAUAUGCCAUCCUUACAGCACUUAUCCGUAUUGCAUCUAUGCCUGUGUCAUCAUUUGUGGUUGUCUCAGACUCCCUUAGUGCUUUACAGGCUAUACAAAAAUUUGAUACACCUCACCCCUUAGUCCUCUGUAUCCAACUUUGGCUACGCCGCAUCUUUACCAAGCAUAAAGAUAUUGUUUUUUGUUGGGUCCCUGGUCAUGUUGACGUACAGGGCAAUGAACAGGCAGACACUGCUGCGCGGUCAGCAGUACAUGACCUACCAGUUUCUUAUAGAGGUAUUCCAUUUACGGACUAUUUUGCUGCAAUAUCUUCCCACCUUCACACCCGUUGGCAACAACGUUGGUCUACUAUGCUCGGCAACAAACUUCAAUCUAUUAAACCGAGUAUAGGUUACUGGCCGUCUUCUUAUCACCAGUGUCGAGGUUGGGAGACUACUCUCUCCCGUCUUCGCAUUGGCCAUACUCGUCUUACUCAUGGAUAUCUCAUGGAGAGGCGUCUUGCUCCUCUCUGUGAGAAUUGCCAAGCUCCAUUAUCAGUCAGCCACAUUCUUUUGGACUGCCCACUAUCAAUGAGCACGCAGAAUUUACCUCUGUCGUCGUCUUCGCUCCGCUGCUCUCUCUUUACCUUCCCUUCUCGCUGAUGGACCCACCUUUCAUCCGAACUCUCUCAUUGACUUUUUGACAACAACUGACUUACUUCACAAAUUCUGAUACCUUCAGCCUUUCUACUUCAAUCUCUUGCUACCCUCUACCCCCGUACUAUCCCCUGCCCCGCUGUUUUCUGUAACCUGCUGAUCAUCCCUCCUCCCUUCUGCCAUCCAAUACCCUCGCUUCCUUCCCUACCCUGCAGUGCUGUAUAGCCCUUGUGGCUUAGCGCUUCUUUUUUAUUAUAAUAAUAAUAAUCAUGUAAAAUCUAUUGACUUCAUCUUAUGGGCUAUCACUCAAGAUUGUAUUUGUCAAAUGCCUUAGUAAAGUCUGUAGACAUUGGCAUUUUAGUUUUCUUCCAUAACCUCCAUAAUUUUGCUUUAGUAGUUGUACUAAUAAUGAUCUACCAACUAAAUCCACGUUGACUUGGAUUGUGUAGGUGAUGCUUUAACAAAAUGUGUGAUUUAGUGGCUCACUACCCUUUCAGACGUGUGUUAUUGUCCAUAAUUUUUUGCUAGAGUUCUACUGCCUCAUUUUGUGCAGAAGAGUUGUCUGCAUAUUAUAAAGUCUCUGGGAUUUCACACAGAUCUAAUUCUCCAAAGAAUACAUUGUACAGUACUUAUAUAAUUCAUCACUUUGUCUAAUUUUGUGGCAUUUAUUUACUCUGGGGUGUUCCAAGUUUUCCUGUUUCUUGCUCUGAAUGUACUGUGUAUCAUUCUUUAGCAUCACCGUUUCUGUCGCACCUAUGCUGAUCUGCAGGUGUUUUUUACCUUCUCACUAGUGAUGUAAUUAGUCUAUUCCUUCUUUCCACUUCAUAUACACAGGGUGAUCCAAAAGUCUGGACACAGGUAAAAUUCCAUUUUUGUAAUAAUUAUACAGCAACUUUAAUGAAUCCUCAACAUGUCCACUAUUAGUGAUGC
Molecule: messenger RNA, 1724 nt
Organism: Cherax quadricarinatus
Lineage: Eukaryota; Metazoa; Arthropoda; Malacostraca; Decapoda; Parastacidae
Source: RefSeq, a predicted model, not a curated record